Molecule: messenger RNA, 570 nt
Organism: Colletotrichum fioriniae
Lineage: Eukaryota; Fungi; Ascomycota; Sordariomycetes; Glomerellales; Glomerellaceae
Biological process (GO): endoplasmic reticulum to Golgi vesicle-mediated transport; intra-Golgi vesicle-mediated transport
Cellular component (GO): cytosol; TRAPP complex; cis-Golgi network membrane
Source: RefSeq, a predicted model, not a curated record
AUGGCCGCAAGCAAGGCAACUCGGUUGGGAGAGGAAACCCGUAUAGACAAGGUCAACGCUGAGCUCGUGACCCUCACCUACGGAACAAUUGUUGCGCAACUGUGCAAAGAUUACGACAGCGACUAUGUGGAGGUCAACAAGCAGCUGGACAAGAUGGGAUACAACAUCGGCCUUCGUCUCAUUGAGGAUUAUUUGGCAAAGUCGAACACAAUGAAGAGAUGCGCAAACUUUCGAGAGACCGCAGACGUCAUUGCAAGAGUCGGCUUCAAGAUAUUCCUAAACAUCACACCACAGGUGACCAACUGGACGACGGACAACAAACAAUUCUCGCUCGUGUUUGACGAAAACCCUCUCGCUGACUUUGUCGAGCUGCCCGACGACGAGCGAGCGCAGGACGAGCUAUGGUAUUCCAACAUCUUCUGUGGAGUGUUGCGGGGAGCUCUUGAGAUGGUGCAGAUGCAGGUCGAAGCGCACUUCAUCAGUGACGUUCUGCGAGGCCACGACACGACGGAGAUGAGGGUAUCAUUAGUGCGGUACAUUGAUGACGAGCUUCCUCCCGAAGAUGACUAG